Molecule: messenger RNA, 8746 nt
Organism: Copidosoma floridanum
Lineage: Eukaryota; Metazoa; Arthropoda; Insecta; Hymenoptera; Encyrtidae
Gene: Bap170
Product: Brahma associated protein 170kD
Biological process (GO): regulation of DNA-templated transcription
Cellular component (GO): SWI/SNF superfamily-type complex
Molecular function (GO): DNA binding
Source: RefSeq, a predicted model, not a curated record
CGUCCCUCCUGUCCUGUGUGUUCUCUCGUGUGUGUAUACAUACACACCAUAUACAGAUGUGUAUGUAUACAUAGCUGGUACAACACACAUAUGUACCUAUCUACCUAUAGUAAGUAAGGAGUUGCGUUCGUUCGACGACGGCUUCAGUUUUUAGUAACGUAAGUAAUACAAGUGCAGGGUACAGUGGUGCUAAAAGUGUGGAUAUAAUUGAGUGUGCAAGUGUCAUCUGCUUCACUAUCAUCGAGUACCGGAGUGGAGUAAAGUAUCAUAUAAUAAGUAAGUGUGAGUGAGAGAGUGAGCAGCAGCAGCAGCAGCAGCAGUAGGUAUAGCAGCCAAAUGCACGGGGCGCCAUCGAUGGAGCUGCUGGCGCGUCGUCCUCCUCCACCUCAACGUCGUCGUCGAUGCUGCUGCUACAAUUACGAUUACUCCUGGGCGCCGGUUCCUAUCUCGAAGAUGGUGUUCUCAACGAGCAGGGACGAGCAGCUGCGGGAGAGCUGCACCUCCUCCGCGUCGUCGUAGAGGUUGGACGUGCAGUGUUGUUUCAUCCUCGUCGUCGUCGUCGUCGUCGCCGUCACCAACAUUAUCAGCAUCACCGUCGUCGUAGUCGGCGUGAUUUAUCCAAUACCUAGUGAAUUUUAACGACGGCGACAACGUUGUGUCGUCGUGUGAAGAGCAGCGAGGAGCACAUCAGGCACACACACGCGAGUCCCAGUGUGUUUUGCUCGAGCCCUCGCUUCCCCUCUACCUAUCCCUCGUCGUCCUCUUCCUCUGCCAAUGAGGAACAUAAUGGCCCUGCAGCAGCAGCAAAAUACUGCCUGCGGUGCUGCUGCUGCUGCUAGUGCUGGUGUCUCGGGUAAAGAUCAGCAAAAUAAUGCCAAGGAUUCGAGCUCCGUUAGUUACGAGAGGAUGCGCGAAUCCUUCAUGCGCGACCUGCAGCACUUCCACGAUACCAGAGGCACAUCGUUCAAGAAAAAUCCAAAGGUCAAUGGAAGGAAUGUGGAUCUUUACAAACUCUACACACUUGUUACAUCUAGAGGCGGAUGGAUACAGGUAAACUCGAAGAACGAGUGGACGUGGCUCUGCGAGGAGUUCCAUUUGCCCAACGGCUGCGUCAACAGUGGCGUUGGCCUCAAACAAAUUUAUUUACGAUACCUUGACAGGUAUGAAAAGGUACACUAUCUAGGCGAAGACGGUCAUCAAGCGGACGAUGAUGACGAAGACUCGAGACAUCGGAAGUGGAAUGUCAGGUCUCUGCAUUCGGUACCACAUACCUACAAUCACAAUCAGCACAACGUGGCUGACUCGCUGCGGGAGUACAACGGGCUCUCCUCGGACCUGUACAAGCCGUCGAGCUACGACAAGCUAGCCCUGUCCCUGCUCUCGCCCCUGCCGAACGAGCAGGACUUUGCGAUCAACGUCUGCACCUUUUUGUCGAACGAGGGCAAGCACACCCUCCGGCUGGACAAGUACCCCCGGCUCAUAGCCCACCUGAUAGCCCACGCCGGUGUCUUCGACUCCCCGGGCACGCGACAGCUCUUCAUCGAGGUCUACUCGCGGGUGCGCAACUACUCCAUCAACUCGUUCUGGCAGGAUGUCCUCGACUCCCAGGACGUCCUCGACCUCACCGACGAGAGACUGUUCUUCCUCCCUGGCAAAAAGAAGACGAAGAAAAAGGCACUCCCCCCUGGCCCCGAUAACAAAGCGCUGUCUAGCAGGCAACAGUCGGACGACGGCUCUUGUCCCAUGGACAUCGAUAACGGUUCGUUGAGCUGCGACAGGCUACUGGAGAGCACCGACCUCGAGGUACUGGACGAGCGAUUGGGUUCGACGACGAGCGCGCAUAUGCUGUUUCUCCUGGACGAGGCCACGUGUUCCUCGUCCAUUUCCUCGAGCACCUUCAAGGACCAGAAUCAGAACUCGAUCAAGUUCGAGGAGGACGACAGGGAUCUAUUUUGCGUGGGUCGGACGUUCGGCACCCAGGAUCCUUACGGUCAGCGUGUCCUCCAGAUCGCCUCGAUUCUUCGCAAUUUGAGCUUUACGCCCGAGAACGCGGCGGUGCUCGGCCGCUCGCCCCCUUUUCUGCGCUUCGUGUUGCUCUGUGUGCGCGCCAGGUGGAGCAAUCUCCACCAGUUGGGUUUCGACACCUUGGGCAACGUCGCCAGCGAGAUCGUUCUCAAGGACGCGGGCAAGAGGCUCACCAGCGUCAUAUUGCAGUGCGUCGCCCGGGGCAUCAGCUCGCAGGACAGGUUCGUCGUCAUCAGCUGCCUCGAGAUACUCAACAAGAUCAGCCUGCAGGACUUGAACGAGGACACCCUGGUCCACGGCUUGGACGAUCACGUGUACGAGCUCAUAUGCAGGUUCCUGGCUCUCAGUGACAUUGCCCUGCUCGUCUACACGCUCGAGUGCCUCUACGCGCUCACGUCCCUCGGCGAGAAGCCUUGUACGAGCGUAGCUCGGGUUCGAGGUGCCAUAGACACCCUCGUGGCGCUCGUUACCGUUGAAGCUCAGAGUUACGGGCCCAAGGCUUGCAUACUAAUGCGGGUCGUCGAGACAGUCUCCUCGGUGCCCAAUUCCCAGCAGCAGCCCCAGCAAUCCCCGUCACCACAGUCUGGACAAUCGCCGCAGCCAGUUCAGAUUCAAGCGUCGCCGAGCUCGCCGCACGUGCACCAGCAAAAUGCUACGACUGUUGUUACCAGUGGCACGAAUCACGUGAGCGCCACUGCCCCGACUACUGGUGCGCCUACUGCCACGAAUGUGUCUGUUGUUGCUCCUACGCAGACGAGUGCCGUGAGCAGUACUGCCGCUAACCCUGUCGCUCAUGCUGCUUCUACAACCAACGUGGUGAGUGCUCCUGUCAAUCAGCAAACGCAACAGACUCCUGUCGUGCAAGUGCAGCAGCAACAGCAACAGCGGCAGACGCAAGUUGUUCAAGUGCAACAAGCGCAAGCUCAAGUUGAGGUGCAACAACAGGCACCCGCGGCUAAGCAAGUGGCUGCCAAGGUGACCACGGCGUCCAAUUCGUCUUCCAGACCGAGUACUCCUAAGAAUGCUGCUGCAAAAGUGCCAGUAACCAAUUCGUUACAACAGCAACACGCGCAUCAGCAAAUCAUCCAGGAGAACGAGCAGUUCGCCCUUGGGUGGUUGAAAGCUAACUUUGAACCAGCUCCCGGUGUGAAAAUCGAGCAGGAAGAAUUGUACAAAAAAUAUUUAGGAAAUUGCACAAAAAUCGGUAGACGAGGCGUUAUUGCACCUCUGCAUUUCCCCAGAUGUGUCAGAUCCGUCUUUGGAGGCACGAUAGGUCCUAAUCCUCUUAAGGGCGAUACUAGUGGAUCCAUGUUCUACGAGGGUAUUAAAUUGCGCGUGAACCCGGGCCAAGUGUCAUAUCCGAGCCAAAGUACGACGAGCGCGACGAAUGCCAAUCAAACGUUGGCAACAGUAUCAGCAGCAGCAGUAGCAGCAACUGGCAAUGUCGUCACGGUCGUCAGCAGUGGAAACCCGGCAAAGGUGCAGCAACUACCACAACAGCGUAACGAUAGCACACCGACACCGUCUUCCUCGAUCCUAAAAGCCCAACUGUCCGCACCGCCAAAACCCCAACUACCGAUCAUUCCUCUUAGUAGUCCGUUAAAAACCCUUACCCCUGUCACGAGCAGCGUCCCUUUCGAGCCCAAGAGCCAGGUCUCGGUAGCGCAUCCUCACCUGAGCCAGGCCCUCCUAGCCAGUGGUGCUCAACAGCAGCAACAAUCAACACAAUCCCAGCAGCAAGCAACUGUACAGACACCAGCAGGUCAGCAAGUGAUGCAGGUGAUCGUCGAGAAAGACGGUCGCGCGGUCGCCACGACCUCAAGCUCCAUUAUCAAAAGCCUACUGGCAACCAAGGUAACGGCCAGCGGCGAGUGCAUGCAAGCCGCCGCAGCCUCCCAAUCCACCUCUCCCUGUGUGUCAGCCGCUGUGCCGGUAGUAACAAACGCAACCGGCGUAGUAUCCAGCAUCAGUGCCAACCAGCUACUAACCGCCAAUCAGGUUGUUCAACGUCAGCAACAGCAGCGUCAGCAACAAUUGAAUCAGCAACAAAUAACGGGGGUUUUGCAAACGACGACAUCGGUCGGCACGCCGGUCAAGAUAAUCACUAACGCCAAAUCAAAGCCAGCUAUCGUAACUCUAAAGAAAUUCCGGAGGCUCAACGGUGCCAAGGUCAUUGUUGCCAAUAACUGCGAGAAGGUCGACUCUAUGGAGACGGAUAGCAAUGCAGCGUCGCAGGCACAAACGGCGGCAGCUGUUGCGAGCAUAACUACGCCGGCCAACAGAGAACCAAAUAACAUAACCAGUGCUCUACGAGUCUACCGACCGGCUCAUCAUCAACAAGUGUCAGUUGUGUCUGGCUCAACAAGUCCGGCUAGAACAGCUGGCACGCAACCUCAGCAACCAAGAAACGUCUGCACCACUCCGAUUGCUGAAGAUUCAGAUUCGACAAAUAACUCGAUUGCCUCGUCUAGUGGUAUUGGCGGCAGUAGGGACUUGUCCGGUGUUGGAGCGGAGGAGGAUAACUCAUUGACGAGUUUCGAAGGUAUCCUCCAGAAUGGAGCACCGAGUAAUCUUGACAUUGACGCUCAGGAGGACGGCUCGUCCAAAGACUCAUCCAGUGCUGGCUCGAAGGACAAGCCGUUACAGGGCAUGAUGCUUGCCGAUUUGUUAGAGCGCAAAGUCGACAAAGAGCCGGUGAUGAACGGCCUGCUAGGGGGUAGCAAGAAGGAUCUUGUGGAGAAUCAUAUUAAAAUGGUACUCAAAGACUCAUCUGACGUGAAAAUCAAGACCGAUGUAUCUGAAGACACGCUUAUGGAGGCGCCCCAGCCUCGUGCUGGAAUCAAACGUUCUGCUAGUAUAGACGAAGAACUAGCUGUGGAAGUGAAAAAGCCCAAGUAUGCGAAUGGUACUACCUCUCCGGAUCCGGCGGUUGUUGACUCGACGACCAUUUCGAGUAUCAAGUCGGAAGAGGACGAGAAGGAAGAGAAGGUGACGGUCUCGUCAACAGCGGCAAAUCUUUACGCUGCGCUUGCCGCGGAUAUUAUCGAUGACGAAACAGAUCUUGAGGAUCCGGUGACCGUUAAGGAUGAAAAACCCGUUAUCAAGGAAGAAGUUCAAGUUAAGGAGGAGCUUCCACAAUCGCCUGUUGCGGUUAAUCAAGUGGUGGGAAAUCAAAUAGUCCUGACUCCGGAACAACAGCAGCACAUUCAGCAACAAGUGCAAGCGCAACAGGCAGCUCAGCAGGCUCAACAGCAACAACAACAACAACAGCAACAGCAAAAGAUACAACAAGUGGUUCAGCAACAAGUGCAACAACAACAACAGCAGCAAUCACAACAGCAAACCCACCAGAUUGCUAUAACCCAACAACAGCUCCAACAGCAGCUACAGCAAGGGUUGCUUGUUGCAUCUCCACGUCAAAUAGUCGUUCAGCAAGCCAUCCAGGCCAAUAACCAAAUCGUUACUAUUCCCACUUCUGCGAUCAAGGGUCGCCAAACCCACCAGAUACAGUCUCAAGUGUUGCAGGUGCAACAGGGACCUGGUGGACAAACUCAUUACGUUAUUUCUGGUGGCGUUCCUGGCCAGAGUUACAUGGUGGCCCAACCCCAAACGGCUCUUGUUCAAGGCCAAGCACAAACGGUUCUGGUGGCUCAGCAACAGGGCACCAACACUAAAACGAUCAUUAUACUGCAACCCCAGGCUACCGCACAACCGCAACAACAGAAGAUGGUUGCCGUUACGCCUCAGGGGCAACAGGUCGUUGUGACUCAGGUUCAAAGACCGAUACUGCAAAAUUCAUCGAUAGGACAAAUCCCUCCACCCUUGGUACCUACUUCGGGAAAUAUGACCCAGGCCUCGAUUGUGAUGAACAGUGCUGUAGCUCAACAAAUUCAGCAACAACAGCAACUACAAGUACAUCCCCAACCUCAACAACAAGUCCAAUCGAACCCAGUGACAAUGGUGCAAACACAGCAAGUUAUGACUGGAUCAGUGCCCUCAAGAGUCGUUACGCCAACACCUGCCAACACACCUCCACCAACUAGACCCACGACCCCGCAUCAAGCUGCUGCGACGCAACAACCCACUGUAGCCGCUCCGGUAGUUGUGAAAACGCCGCAGCCAUCCGUAACACCAGCUCAGCCAGUGACCAAGGACUCCAAAGACGUGAAAAUCGUUACUACGUCGACUUCUGGGGGAACGGAAAACAAGGGUAACAGUGGUAAUAAUGGUAGUAAUAAGUCAACGACGAGUCAGCAAGAAGCGACGACCACGUCAACGAUUACGAGCAAUAGCACCACGCGAGCACAAACUACGUCGACGUCCGCCGCGACAACAGCUACUCCGACUACGACAAGCAAUAUUUCCAAAACCAUUACGAUCAAGAUUGAUCCUACCGCGUUCCUCUGUGAAUGGAGAGGUUGUCUCAAACAAUUCAAAACUCCUCGCAGAGUGUUUUUGCAUGUUUGCGAAGUACACUGCCCAAACGGAAACGAAGAAAGUCUCUGUCUCUGGCCGAACUGUGACACUUUGAAGCGACGAAGAUUUUCCCUAAUGACGCAUCUACUUGACAAGCAUUGCUGCGAGGAAGUAAUGCUGAUGAGAAGAAAACAAUUGAGCUUAUCGGGUAAGACGGAAGUGACAACGACGACGGCGGCUGCUCCCGUGACUACUCAUCAUCCAGGCUAUGCACCUAAUGCUGCGUUCCAUGCCAUAAAGAGGCACGCCCUAGAAUUCGUCAAUCCUAAGGAAUUAAUGCAAAGGCCAUCCAAGCCCGCUGCGGCCAACUCAAGCUCCUCUUCCCCCCGACCCGGGCAAAAUCCUCCACCAGACCAGGAUGACAAUGAAGGACCUGUUACGAAAAGUAUUCGCCUGACAGCAGCUCUCAUUCUUAGAAACCUAGUCAUAUAUUCCGCGCAGGGUAGGAGACAUCUACGUGCAUACGAGCCACAUUUGGCCGGUGUGGCAUUGAGUAACGUCGAAUCGUCCAGGACAAUCGCACAAGUUCUUUACGACAUGAAUGAUCAAAGUAGCAGUGGUCACAGGUGACCUUAUGAAGCGAGCCUCCAGGGAAAAAGUAACUUUGAUUCGUAAAAACUCGAGCAGUGAUCAAUCUUAAUAUAGAUAAUUCUGGUGUUGUGUUUAUAAAUUAGUGCGAGCCAAAAACUAAAGCUCUUGAGCACAUUUACACACAUACAUACAGGCACACAUGAAUACACAUAUACAUCGCGUGGAGACGGAAUCUUGGUGGUGAAGUGAUAAUCUUUAACCGGAAUGAAGACGCAAGUAUUUGAUGGUCCGCUAGUUUAUGACAAUGUUCCAUAAUCGUUAAGAAAAUAAGGAUGAGUUAAAAAAGAGGCCUAAAAACUUACUAGGCAAGCCAAUUUGCCGAUUAUUCUAGCAUUAAUUGAAUUGUGCAAACUAGAAGAGAUAGCAUAGUGCUUGACAAAAAAAAAGUAAAUUCUCUCAUUUGCUAUGUAGUUAUGGGAAAUGAAUUUGCAAUCAAGCUAAAAAUUGCGGAAAAUAACUGAUGAAUUUCCAUACGAUGUUUGUUGGAUAGAAGCAGAGAUACAAACAUAAAAACACUGUUAAAAGGACAAAAUGAUACUUCAGAUUUAAUAUUAAUAUUUAUUUUCUCAAAUGAAGGUGGCAAAAAUGUUUUUAGUGUGUACAAAAGGUAAAAUGACGAUAAAGACUUGAAGAUAAUCGAGCGCAGUGGUAAAUGAAACAAAAAUACCUUUAAAAAUGUUAAUAGGUUAAUUGUAAUGAAUUAAUGUUAUUGUGUAUUAUCUACGUUUUCUUUCUUUGUAAGUUCUUUUGUUCUCUUCUUUUUUUUCAUGAUUCAUGAGAAAGAACAUCAGAGUAAAAAUAGAAAGUCUUUUUAUUGAUUGUAUUUUUUAGAAAGUGUAUAAUUUUUUUCUCGCUUACUGAUUGCAUAUCGCAAUUGUACAUGGCUAUCCCAUCGUCUCUCUUUGUUUUUAAUAUUUUAAUUAUAAUCUCCACGAUUCAGCAUAGAAUCCAUAAAAAGAGAAUUAUACUUUGGAUUUCUAUAGUUCGUCGUCUCUUAUUAGUUUGUAAUACAAAGGUCCCGUGCUCUUGAGUUUUCAUCUUUAUUAUCUAUGAUUUUCAUGUGUAGAUUUUUUUUUUUUUUUCUAUUUUGAAGCACUAUUUGAUGGUGCAUGUAAUUCGGUUUACUCUAAAGAAAAAGCGAAGUUUAUUAAAUUUCAGUAAAUGUAUACAUAUUACACUACUUUUAUAUGAAAUAGAUUAUUAUUAAAAGUUUUUGAUGAAUUUUUUUUCGAUGACAUGAUUCUGUUUACACGAAAAAUGACACAUUGCAUUUAUUGUAACAUCAUUUUUUACCUUAAGUCGCGAAGGAUAAGUGUGAAAAAGCGAAUCGAAUCGAAGCUUUGAAUGAGAAUACUAGUUGAUAAAGCGAAAGAAUGUAAUAACUUUGUAAAAAGAAACUAAUUUUAAGACUUCAUUUAACAUUAAUGGAAAAAAAAAUGCAAGCACGUACAUACACAUACUGUAAAUAUUCUCUGUAUUUCAUUUGCAAUGUGAAAAUUUAAAUAAAAACUGCGAUUAAUGGGAAACAUUUUUAUCAAAAAUCGUUGUGACAAAACAAAUGUGCAAACGAAUUGAAUCAGAUUACUCUCGAUAAUCAAAUAAAUUUCUUUGUAUCAUAUAAAAAAAUAAAAUAAAAGCGAUCUUCUACUAAAAA